UUGCCAUCGGACGUGACUUGUUUUUAUUAUUCACUAUUUUUAUAGAUAGAGCGGCAGGAGCAGAAGAGUCUCCCCGACCCGUCAUAAUGGACUGCAAAUCGCGACGCGGCACCAAAAUAUCGGUGAUCGCCUUGGGCAGCGCCCUCUGUUUCGUUAUGAUGGCAUACUUUGUGUUCGGCGACAGCAACGACGAGCAGGGCUUGCGGAAUCUACGCAUGAUAUCCAUACUGUUUCGACAUGGGGCCAAGAAUCCCAGUGGCUUGUAUCCGCUGGAUCCGCAUGCAGCGCACGACUGGCAGGGAGGCUUGGGAGCACUCACUCCGAAGGGCACUUUGCAAGCUUAUAACUUGGGAAAGAAUCUGCGCAUGCGCUACUACCGUCUCCUGCCCUCGAACAGCCUCUACACCCAACAGCAGGUCCAUGUGCUCAGCUCAGCUGCUGAGCGCUGUGUGAUGAGCGCCCAGAGCGUCUUGGCCGGCAUGAUGCCGCCGCUGGAGAACAAUAAUGUGUUGCCCAUACCCUGGCAGCCGGUGGCCGUGAAUACGCUGGCUCGAAAUGAUGAUAUUUUGCUGGCCCAAAAGAAACCCUGUUUGAAGUACGACCACAUCUUACAGAAGCUCUACAAGGCACCGCCGGCGGAACUACAGAAACUAAACGAGGAGAACCUGGAAUUGUAUAAAUUGCUGACCAAAAAUACAGGCAAGAACAUUUCCAAUGUCUUGGAUGUGGAGCUACUAUAUGGCACUCUGAAAACCGAAGAGGAGGCUGGCCUGGUUCUACCCGACUGGACGGAGAAUAUAUAUCCGGAGGAGAUUAAACCCUUGGCCGAGCGUAGUUAUACGCUUUUCACCGAGACCAAUCUGAUGAAGAGGAUCAAGGGUGGCGCCUUCCUAACCGAAAUAUUGUUUAAAAUGCAAAAUAAGCGAAAGAGAAACAUGAAUCCCGAUCGCAAGAUAUUCCUGUAUUCCGGACACGAUAUUACCUUGGUUAAUGUCAUGAACUCUUUGGGGAUUCUUGAUCAGACCACAAAUCUACCAGAAUAUGCCUCGGCCUUGGCCUUUGAGCUGCAUCACAGCAAGUCCUUUGCCGAUGGUGACUUUGAAGUGAAGCUGGUUUAUUACUACAACAGUGAGGACAAAUUCCCAAAGGAGCUGACCAUUCCCAAUUGCGAUGCACCUUGCUCGCUUACCCAGUUCGAGGCCUCUGUGAAGGCUUUGCUGCUGGAUAAUUAUGAUGAGACCUGUGAGAAUCAUCCGACUGACUGUAAAAAUUGAAAUUUCUUCCAUUGUUAAGCCUUGGUGAUUGUUGAAAGUACGUUUAUCUGGGGUGUAUCUUAAUCUCUGGUUAAUUCAAAGCACUUGUUAGGUUUUAUUUUGCUUUUAAGAACGGUUCAAAACCCUAAAAAGACACCAGUGGAUAGCUGAUUUAUCCACUUAUUUAAUACGUUUUGUUGUCCAGAAGAUAAACUCUUAGAGGCUUUAUCUCUUGGCUUAUUAUUUAUGUUAGGCAAUUGUUAUUGAAAUCUCCAGAAAAAUAAAAUUGAAAACACCCUGGAAUAUGUUAAGUUGUUGCCCGCAAUAAUUGUUAAACUUUAAUAAAAAUGUACAUACAUAAAUAA
Molecule: messenger RNA, 1618 nt
Organism: Drosophila kikkawai
Lineage: Eukaryota; Metazoa; Arthropoda; Insecta; Diptera; Drosophilidae
Product: venom acid phosphatase Acph-1
Biological process (GO): dephosphorylation
Molecular function (GO): phosphatase activity
Source: RefSeq, a predicted model, not a curated record